GGAUCAUAUCAGUCAGAGUUUAGGUGACUGAACAACGCUGAAUCAACUUGGAAGAUGAAUUUUACCAUUGUAUUGUCUAUGCUGCUAUACUGCAGCCUGAUUUUGGCCCAGGAUGAUGUUAAUUUUCCUGAACCAGAAAGAACUAUUGAAACACAGUCAUGCUUUCCAGACAUGUGUGAAUUCCUGAAAGAGUUUGGUGCCAUAAAAGAAAAACAGAGAGUUAUGGAAACCAGGCUGAAGGAAAGUGAAAACCAGAUUCUUGAACUGAAGAGCAAAGAAAAGACCGUGGUAGUGUUCAGUGCAGCAGCAGGUGGGAGUGGACACAUUGGACCCUUUAAUACAGAUACAACUGUAGUCUACAAAGUAGUUAAAACAAACAUUGGCAAUGCCUACAGUCAAUUCACUGGUAUCUUCACUGCACCUGUUCCAGGCAUUUACUACUUCACCUUCUUUUAUAAUGCUGGAGCAUCACAGGAAGUUUUACUAAUCCUCAUGAAGAACAACCAGGAUGUUGUGUCGACCGGUGAUCGGAAAACAACACAAGAUGAUGCUGAUAACGGUGGCAAUGCAGCGUUCUUACAGCUGCAGCAAGGGGACCAGGUGUAGUUAGGAAAUAAAAUCUUUUUUUUCCUUUGUGUUUCUGGUCAGUCAGGUUUGAACAGUGAAUUAAAGAUAUGAUUUAUUUGUCA
Dicentrarchus labrax (European seabass) is the source of this 689-nucleotide messenger RNA. RefSeq names its product cerebellin-1-like. The transcript has 3 exons. Gene Ontology annotation, molecular function: protein binding. Bases 55 to 606 code for a protein of 183 amino acids. Lineage: Eukaryota; Metazoa; Chordata; Actinopteri; Moronidae. The record is from RefSeq and is a predicted model, not a curated record.